CUGUCAAAGUUUGUUUUGUUUUCGUUUGAAGCAGCUCCAGUUGGGUGUUUAAAUUGGAAUUGUAGCUCGAUUCGCUUGAUUUCGCCAACUAUAUGAAGAUCCCACCCAUCCCGCAGCAUGGUACCAUCUUCUAUACGUCCGGUAGCCACAAGGCGUCCGCAAUAUUCCUCGACGAGGAGCUCGUUAUCACAUCCGGAUUAAUUUUCAGCGAUAACGAGAGUUUAAACCAAACGGUUGCUGACGCUACGAAGAACAGUUCUAUUGUUGAACUUGGCACAGAGCUGAAGGAGAUCUUCGACCUAGACUUUCGCGUAGUGCGCAAGCAGGAAAACGUGCUACAGCAACAGGCAGCCCGCGCUUAUCACAUCGUACAUUCUCACCGGGUGCGGGAAUGUAUGGAAACGGUGCUAGAGGGAUUGCAUGUGUGCAUCGGUGGCGAUAUGAAACCGGUCCGAUUAUAUGCUCCCCUAUAUGCUAGCAUUGUUAUUCUGUCUACUAACCUUGCCAAGUGUGUCUCAUGGAACCACAUUAAGACAGUAAUCGACAGGCUUAGGCCAACCGGCAGCACGGGUCCAAAGCUGCUGGAUGAGGUGGUCACAGUGUCCACACCCUUUGGCGAUGAAUCGUUCUUCAAUACGCUGAACGUGGGACAUAUUUCUAACAUUUUUGGAGAUCACGAAUGUCUUAUGCUGCUUGACACACACCUCAGCUCUGGCUGCCAAGGGGGAGCAGUUUACAAUCGCAACAUGAAACUUCAAGGAAUUCUGAUCGGUUCCACGUUCACGCAUCGCAAUGAAAAUGUUAGCUUUCCGCUAGCGAUCAGUAUGGAAGAAAUUGUGGGAGUUGCUUUGAACCAACGAAACCUCUGCCAAAGCUUACCGAUGGCAUUGCCGGUUCAAGCAUUCCGCUCAGUAUGUAUGAUAGACUCCCAAGGAUGCUGGGGAACUGGAUGCGCGUUCGAGUUGAACGGCAAGCGCUACAUCAUUUCCUGUUCUCACGUAUUGGCAACGGAUAACAUUACAUGCGUAUUCAAUGAUCAGAAAACCAUGCACCCGAAGCUCAUCUACAAAAAUCCCAUCUUCGACAGUGCGUACGAUAUCGCACUGAUGGAGGCCACCUUCGAGGAGGCACAAUCGUCGAACUGGUUCUGCCAGCUGGCAAAUUACAUUCCCCGUAUCGGCCAGCGGCUGUAUGCUGUUGGUUUUCCCGUGCUUAAGUCGUUGGCACGGGGGAUAAACUUUAAGCCCAGCAUCAUACCUGGACGUGUCACCAAGUACAGCGAGGGACUUCUGUUCACGGACUGUUCUAUUCAAUGUGGUCAAAGUGGUGGACCAAUAUUUGAUGAAAAUGGUUUAUUGGUCGCAAUUGCGGUAUCAAACUUUAAAAGCUCUGUGGACAAUCUAAUCUACAACUGCCACAACAUGUGCGUUCCUGUGAAGGAUAUUUACAGCACGCUGGAACGUUACUCGAUAACACGCGACAAAACUUCACUCGACGGGCUACAGGCGGACUGGAAUGUUCGGUGCAAAUGGAAGCUAAAACCACCAGUUAUUUUGAAUAAACUUUAAAAAGUGGGCAAGGUUUUAAAAGGGAUACAGAGAGCUUUCAAAAAGGUGUAUAACAAGGUAUAAAAUGGGGUUUACAGGAAAUGGGUGUGCAAUCGGGAUAAAAUACAUUUUAUCAGGUAAUUGCUAGCAGAA
This is a messenger RNA of Anopheles arabiensis, 1700 nucleotides long. RefSeq lists its product as uncharacterized. Gene Ontology annotation, biological process: protein processing; regulation of fatty acid beta-oxidation. The record is from RefSeq and is a predicted model, not a curated record. Lineage: Eukaryota; Metazoa; Arthropoda; Insecta; Diptera; Culicidae. Gene Ontology annotation, molecular function: serine-type endopeptidase activity. Bases 93 to 1568 code for a protein of 491 amino acids. The transcript has 6 exons. Gene Ontology annotation, cellular component: peroxisome.